Molecule: messenger RNA, 2712 nt
Organism: Colletotrichum graminicola M1.001
Lineage: Eukaryota; Fungi; Ascomycota; Sordariomycetes; Glomerellales; Glomerellaceae
Exons: 2
Coding region: 1-2712 (903 amino acids)
Source: RefSeq, a predicted model, not a curated record
AUGUUUCAGGCAACGGCCCUUAUGCCUGCGCUCAUGCUGGCCUUCAUCAACUCACUGGUGAAUGGUCAGAGUAAAAACGAAUCAGUUGGCGGAAUUGGCUUUAUCGACUAUGAAGCUGGCCAAAUCAGUGGCCAAAUCGUCCGUGAUUCUCAGACACUGGCUUCCCUCAGACCCAGUUCUGGCUUCGAUUUCCUUCCUUCCGACUUCCUCUCAAACCUGACAAUCAAUGGUGCCCAUCACUUGGGCGAUGUCACAUUCCGCUUCAGGGCCACCGGCACCAGCGAAUGGACUGACAUCGACUCCGCCGCAAACAGGAGUGCUGUUGUGGCUUUGGACGAUCUUGCCCCCGGUGUCAUUGCCGGUGCAGACUUGGCCCCGACAUUACCGAAUGGUGUGCCGUUGACGGUCACUCGCGAGUGGCUCGCCGAGGGCGAAGGUCUUGCCGUCCGCAUAAACCUGACGAACAACGCCAAUACGACCAUUGAACUCGGAUCCCUAGGCCUUCCUGUCGUCAUCAACAACAUCUUCACAUCCCGCUCAGCCGAAGAUACACAGGCAAAGUGCUCAUUAGCAGAUCCGUAUAUAGGACUUGAUGCUGGAUAUGUCCGCGUGUCACCCGUCAAUGGACUUGGCAACGCGCUCGUAGUAGCGCCUCUUGGUAAAAGCCCAUUCGAAGCUUGGAGAUUCCUCGACGAGCCGCAGGGAGACUACGGAUACCAGACUCAGACGUAUGAAGGAAACUACGAAUGGAUGGUUCACUCGCAGGCGUGGGCCGAGAACGAAUGGAAGAGUGCCGAGCCUUGGAAUGCACCCACAGCAAAGGAAAUCCAGGUGGGCGAGACUUACUCCGUCGGACUCAAGUUCAGCAUCGCGGAUAGCGUGCAGACCAUCGAGGACGCCGUGGUCAGAUCUGAGCUCCCACUUGCUGUGGGAAUCCCAGGAUAUAUCGUGCCCGCUGAUCUCACCGUGCGGCUAUAUCUGACGCAUUCUUCCCCGGUCAAGUCCAUUGACGACCAUGGCUCUUUUGCCGUCGAACAAGAUACCGGCGCAAAGGGGACGCCAUACCUUUUGACUCCAACCGCAGGUACCUGGGGACGAGCCAAGAUCACCAUCAUAUACGAGGAUGGCAAGACUCAGGCUAUCCAUUACUUCAUCACCAAGCCAGCGCCAGAGACAGUUUCUGAUCUGGGACACUUCCUCACUACAACCGCCCACUACACCGAUGAGACAGACCCCUUUGGAAGAGCGCCGUCUAUCAUGGGCUAUGACCGAGAGGUCAACGCCAUUGUCACGCAAGAUGCGCGCGUCUGGAUUGCGGGGCUCAGCGAUGAGGGAGGCACUGGGGCAUACGUUGCUGCGGCCACGAAGACUUUUGUUCAACCCGUAGAAAGAGAGGUGGAAAUUCUGGACGAAUUUGUUCACGAGACCGUUCUCGGAACCAUCCAGCCCCCCGAGUCUUUCGCCGUGCGAGCAAGCGUCUUUUACUACGAGCCUGGCGCAGUCAACUACACUUACAACCCCGAGUUCGACUGGACAACUUGGGCCUCUUGGAGCAAGGAAAGGGCCUACACCACCGUGCGUGCCUACAACUACGUCCAUCCCGUAGUAGCGUAUUGGUCCCUCUAUCGUGUGGCGAGAGAUUACCCCCAAGUCAAGACUCGGUCUGAGUGGAGUUGGUACCUGAACCAGGCGUACAGCACGGUCCAGUACUGCCUGGCUGAUGGUGCCCCUGAGUGCGACUACGGUUUGACCGGCUUGAUGGGUGAAACCGUGUUCGCCGAGCUUCUCGAGGAUCUCAAGAGAGAGAAUAUGACACAAGAGGCGGCUGCUUUUGAAGACUCGAUGCGUAUUCGCGCCGAGUUCUGGGAGACUCUUGCUGUUCCCUUUGGAAGUGAGAUGGCCUGGGAUAGCACGGGGCAAGAAGGGGUCUACUACUGGACCAACUACUUCGGCCUCAACAGCACAGCAGCCAAGGCCAUCAACAGCAUCGCAGGAUACAUGCCGACUGUUGCGCACUGGGGGUGGAAUGGAAACGCCCGGCGAUACUGGGACUUCAACUACGGCGCCAAGUACGAGGCCACCGAGCGGCAGAUCCACCAUUACGGCUCCGGUCUCAAUUCUCUCCCCAUGCUGCACUACUUUGAGCGGAACCCUGCCGAUUUCAACGCCAUCCGCGUCGCGUUCGCCGGUAACACGGCGCCUCUGACCAACAUCGACGCCGAAGGCUGUCCCUCGGCAGCGUUCCACUCCUUUCCGGAGAAGCUGGAAUGGGACCCGUACACGGGUGACUACGGUCUCGGAUUCUUGGGCCUCGGCCUCGGCCAGGCGAUGUAUAUCGUCAACCACGAGAGUUACGGUGAAGUGGUCUUUGGCGGCAACGUUGUCGCGUCCAACGACACUGCAGUCGUUGCUGAGCCACGAGAUGCUGUUCGCCGCCGGGUGUUUGUUGCUGACUGGGGGCUCAAAGUCUCCCUUAGCGCCGGGGCUAUUCAUACGGUCACAUAUGACCGCGAAGGGCAGACGCUGAGGCUCGCAGUGAGUCCUUCUGCUGCGGCAGGGGCGCUGCAGGCUACCUCGAGCAUAGUCUGGCUUACACAGACAACUUCGGGGGAAGCAAAGUUCGUGGUACAAGGGGCAGCUGCGUCUAGGGGUGGAUAUCUGGUAGAUCUGUCCGCUGUACAAGCAGACGUUGUGAUUUCAAGGUCUCCGUAG